GCCGAACGGACCCGCGCAUGCGCACCCCUGUGUGACGCGGUUCCCCGCUCCAGAAAGUUCUAGCAGUCGGCGGCACCAUUUUGUGUGUGUAGGGCGGACUCGGCGGCUCAGCAGCAGCAGACCCCCCCACCGAGGUAGCAGCGGCACUAGCCGGAGCGAUGCGGCAUUCCAAACGAACCGAGUAUCCUGAUUGGGAUGAAAAGGAAAGUUGGGAUCCCAGAAAGUGCAGCAGCAGCCAUAAGAGAAAGAAGAGAUCACACAGCAGUGCACGGGAGAACAAGCGCUGCAAACAUAAUCACUCCAAAGUUUCUGAUAGUCAUCAUUCGGAAGCCAGGUCCUUAAAUGAAAGAGAUCAUCAUGACCGGCGUUACAUUGAAGAAUAUAGAAGUGAUUACAGUCAAGUGUAUGAAAAUGGACACCAUCACAGAGAUCAUGAAAAUGGUUAUCACAACCACAGUAGCAAGUCUUCAGGCCAUAGUGGGAGGAGUAGUUAUAAAAGAAAACACAAGACAUAUCACAGUGCCUCACAUCAUCAUUCACAAAUGAAGAGUCACCGAAGGAAAAGAUCCAGGAGUGUAGAGGAUGAUGAGGAGGGUCACCUGAUCUGUCAGAGUGGAGACGUACUAAGUGCAAGAUAUGAAAUUAUUGCUACUCUGGGCGAAGGUGCUUUUGGAAAAGUUGUGGAGUGCAUAGAUCACAAGGCGGAAGGUAGACACGUAGCAGUGAAAAUAGUAAAAAAUGUUGAUAGAUACUGUGAAGCAGCUCGUUCAGAAAUACAGGUAUUGGAGCAUUUAAAUGCAUCAGAUCCCAAGAGCACAUUUCGCUGUGUACAGAUGUUGGAAUGGUUUGAACAUCAUGGUCAUGUUUGCAUUGUUUUUGAACUACUGGGACUUAGUACCUACGACUUUAUCAAAGAGAACAGUUUUUUGCCUUUUCGGCUUGACCACAUUAGGAAGAUGGCAUAUCAGAUUUGCAAAUCUGUAAACUUUUUACACGUGAACAAAUUGACUCAUACAGACCUGAAGCCUGAAAAUAUUUUAUUUGUGAAGUCUGACUAUGUAGAAGAGUAUAACCCCAAACUGAAACGUGAUGAACGCACGCUAAAAAAUCCAGACAUCAAAAUUGUGGACUUUGGAAGUGCAACCUAUGACGACGAACAUCACAGUACUCUGGUGUCUACAAGACAUUACAGAGCUCCAGAAGUUAUUUUAGCCCUGGGAUGGUCACAACCUUGUGAUGUUUGGAGCAUAGGCUGUAUUCUCAUAGAGUAUUACCUUGGAUUCACAGUAUUUCCGACACAUGAUAGUAAAGAGCAUUUGGCAAUGAUGGAGAGAAUAUUGGGGCCUUUACCAAUUCAUAUGAUAGAGAAAACCAGGAAGCGCAAGUAUUUCCACCAUAACCAAUUGGAUUGGGAUGAACAUAGUUCUGCAGGUAGAUAUGUUUCAAGACGCUGUAAACCACUCAAGGAGUUCAUGCUUUGUCAAGAUUUGGACCAUGAGAAUCUGUUUGACCUCAUUCAAAAAAUGUUAGAGUAUGACCCAGCCAAAAGAAUUACUCUUCAGGAGGCUUUGACCCAUCCUUUCUUUUCUGCCUUAACAGGAAAAUAAGUAAAAUCUAUACUUACAUAGUUCUCCAGAGCAGAUUAUAGACUGUGUCAGUCAUCAAAACAAGCAUUAUUUAUUUUGUACAGUUAGCUUUGUAAAUGUCAUUUUGUAUUAUGAUGUUUCUUAUUUGAACACUUGAAAUAAACUUAAGCUUGAAAUAGCUUCUAUGCAGAAGUGGUUGUUGACUGCUUAUGCUUUAUCUAAAAGUAUUUCUGAGUUUGAACACAGACUUCCACUA
Molecule: messenger RNA, 1842 nt
Organism: Mauremys reevesii (Reeves's turtle)
Lineage: Eukaryota; Metazoa; Chordata; Testudines; Geoemydidae
Gene: CLK1
Product: CDC like kinase 1
Exons: 13
Coding region: 159-1607 (482 amino acids)
Biological process (GO): protein phosphorylation; regulation of RNA splicing
Cellular component (GO): nucleus
Molecular function (GO): protein tyrosine kinase activity; ATP binding
Source: RefSeq, a predicted model, not a curated record